Messenger RNA from Choloepus didactylus (southern two-toed sloth), 288 nucleotides. Its product is annotated as HIG1 domain family member 1A, mitochondrial-like. The record is from RefSeq and is a predicted model, not a curated record. Gene Ontology annotation, biological process: negative regulation of apoptotic process; mitochondrial respirasome assembly. The coding region runs from base 1 to 288 and encodes 95 amino acids. Gene Ontology annotation, cellular component: mitochondrion. NCBI's taxonomy places the organism in Eukaryota, Metazoa, Chordata, Mammalia, Pilosa, Megalonychidae. The transcript is spliced from 3 exons.
AUGUCAACCGAUACAGAUUUUUCUCUAUCUUCAUAUGAUGAAAAUCAGGGAUCUAAACUUAUCCGAAAAGCUAAAGAGGCAACAUUUGUCCCGACUCUUCCAGGGAUGGCAGGUUUUGCAGCAAUUGUUGCAUAUGGAUUAUACAAAUUGAAGAGCAGGGUAAAUACUAAAAUGUCUGUUCACCUGAUUCACAUGCGUGUGGCAGUCCAAGGCUUUGUCGUGGGAGCAAUGACUCUUGGUAUGGGCUAUUCCUUGUAUCGGGAAUACUGGGCAAAACCUGAACUUUAG